GAGGCACAUGAAGAAAGGUGAAAAUAGUAAGUGGGUGUUUACAGAGCUAGUAAGAAAAAGAAAAGAGAGCAGCACAGUUAAAAAAGCAGUAAUAACAGUACAAUUAUCUCAUGACUAAACAAAAAGAAACAAUUAAAUCACCCUCUAAACCAAUGUAAAAAAAUCUUAAUUUGUGGCUUUAGUUUAUGGGUUUCCGUGUAUGUGUCAGAGGCAGGGGCUGCCAUAAAGGCACCAGUGUCAGCAGAUGCCCACAGAGCUGCUGCUGCCUCUGCAGUAGUCAUAAUAUAUGCACAGUACACGCUCAGACAUAGACACACUCAGAAAUUGAAAUUGAAAUUGAAAUUGAAAUUGAAAUUGAAAUAAAAGAAAAGAAAAGAAAAGAAAAGAAAAGAAAAAGAGAGUGUGUUGUUGCUGCAGCAGUGUGAUCAGAACCAUUAGUUUUUAUCCAUGUACAGAAGAUUCUGCAGCUCAAAUGGUCCCUGAAAUAAAUAUACCUACUCCCCCCCCUCUCUCUCUCCAUUCACCCUUUCCCCUUUCUUCUCUCUCAGUACUUUCAUCAAACACCUUACCCUCUCUCUCUCUCAGAGGAAGAAAAAGGAAGAAGAAGAUGAUGAGUGGUGGUGGCGGUGGUGUAAGGAGUAGUAGUGGUAGUACAAGGUUUCCUUUCACUGCCUCGCAAUGGCAAGAGCUUGAGCAUCAAGCUCUUGUGUUCAAGUACAUGGUCUCUGGCAUGCCCAUUCCUCCAGAUCUCCUCUUCACCAUCAGAACCAGCCUUGAUUCCUCUCUCUCCUCCAAAUUCCUCAUCCACCAACCCCAACACAUUGGAUGGAACAGCUUCCACAUGGGCUUCGGCCGGAAGAUCGACCCGGAGCCGGGGCGGUGCCGGAGGACAGACGGCAAGAAGUGGAGAUGCUCGAAGGAGGCGUAUCCCGAUUCGAAAUACUGCGAGCGGCACAUGCACAGAGGCCGAAACCGUUCAAGAAAGCCUGUGGAAAUUCCGUCGCCCACUUCCGCUGCCGCAGCAGCCUCGCCGUCGCUUCACGCCCGCAAUGUGUCCGCGUCCUCCUCCUGGUCGACGACUCCCAUUUCUUACCUCGCAUCCACGGCCGCGGAAUCGCACUUCCUCUAUCCUCAUUUCCCCUCUUCCCGACCUGCCGCGGAGAGCGCGAACUUUUUCCUUGAUUCGAAUCUCCAUUCGCACCCUCCGCUUAAAGACUGCAGGCUUGGGAUUAAAGGUGAAAGUGACUUCUUCUCGUCCGAGACGUUAAAACACAACGACACCGCGUACCACUCCGACAAGAGCUACCGCCAAUACGAGCAGGAGCGGUACUACACUUCGGAGGAACGGCCGAAGAAAGUGAUGCACCAUUUUAUCGACGAGUGGGCACCAAAAGACACUGACACCGACGACAAAAUGCCGACGCACCUGUCUAUGUCGGUUCCGAAUUCGCUGCAUGACUUCUUUGUGACACAAAAAUGAAUGAAUGAAGGAAACGGGGGGAGUGGUGGAGGGUGGUUGGGACACAGUUUUUAUUAGUUUUCCUUGAGUGGAAAGUGUAGUGUGUGGGAAUCUGUUGGAUUUUGGUAUUCUAUAUUGUUUGAAAGCCACCUGCCAAUUUUGCCUCA
Molecule: messenger RNA, 1626 nt
Organism: Salvia splendens (bonfire salvia)
Lineage: Eukaryota; Viridiplantae; Streptophyta; Magnoliopsida; Lamiales; Lamiaceae
Product: growth-regulating factor 5
Exons: 4
Coding region: 473-1480 (335 amino acids)
Biological process (GO): developmental process; DNA-templated transcription; regulation of DNA-templated transcription
Cellular component (GO): nucleus
Molecular function (GO): ATP binding
Source: RefSeq, a predicted model, not a curated record